AUGAGCGACAACAUGUCUUACCGAAACCCGAACUCAACUCCGUCACCUCAGGAAGACACAAACACAUCCUCCUCCUCCUCCUCAUCCUCUUCUUCAGGGAAAGAGCGCAAGGCCAUAGAUCUCCUCUACUCCACCUCCUCCCAAUACCUGAUCCAGUCCUUUUUGGGGGAGGGCACCUUUGGGAAAGUCGCAAAGUGCUUAAAGAUAGCCACUAACCAAACGGUGGCUGUGAAGAUCUCGAAGGGCAAAGACUUAAUAGCAGAGGCAAGGAAUGAGAUUAGGAUGAUGGAAUACCUCAGAGCGUUUGACUCCGACAGGUUCAACUUUGUGACGUACAACGAUGCGUUUAUCUCCGGGGAGAUCCUAUGUCUGGAGUUUGAGCUGCUGGACGUGAGUCUGUUUGAUUUCCUCUACCUGAAACCAAACUCUCGCUCUCUGUCUGUGAAGGAAAUCCGCCCAAUCCUAUACCAGGUUGCCGUAACGCUGCAGUUCAUACAGUGCCUGGGAGUCGUGCACACCGACCUGAAGCCGGAGAACAUCAUGUUGGUGGACCACGUGAAGCAGCCGUGGAAAGUCAAGGUGAUCGACUUUGGCGUGGCGUGUCACAUCUCUCAGCCGGAGCUCGGCGACUACAUGCAGACACGACACUACAGGUCUCCAGAGGUGAUACUAGGAUUCCCCAUAACGUCAGCCAUCGAUAUGUGGUCUCUGGGCUGCAUCGCCACGGAGCUGCUCUCGGGCUCUGUGCUGUACCCUGGAGACACCGAGUACGAAAUGCUGCAGCAUAUAGUGGCGACUCAGGGUCAGCCUCCGGCUCGUCUCAUGGACAGUGGUCUCAAAACCCGUUGGUUUUUCCAUAAAAGAAGGAGGGGCAGGAGACGUCGUUGGACAUUGAAGAACGCUCAGCAGUAUGGAGAAACCAACACAAGCCUGGCCCAAUUCAACUCGCUCAAUGAUAUAAUAAAGUUACACACACCCCAUCACCUGUUGGACGAGGACACCGCGGCAGAAACCGAAGACCAGCAGGCCUUCCUGGAUCUGGUGAAGAAGAUGCUUCACCUGGACGUCGGUCAGAGGAUUUCACCCAGCGAGCUGCUUCAGCAUCCCUUCAUCACCAUGAACAACCUCGCUGAAAACUUCCCAUCCAGCUUCUACGUGAAAUCCAGCUGUGAAAAGAUGGAGGUCUGUCUGGAUCAGACUCAGGGCUUUGACGUCAGGGGUCAGCAGCCGAGAAUGACCCUUCAGUCCUCCGUCAGCCGAGCAAAGGGCCUCCCUGCCUGGUACAGGACCCAAGAACACCCCCUCACCCUGGGCAUCUCGUCCCAGGUAUUGGACAGCCUCUCGAUAAACGAUGACCAGAAUCUCCCACAACAACCCCCUGGCCGGUCUUUUGCCACGAAGUCUGUGUCACCGGCGCUGCAGGCUAACCCCACCGCUGUGGCGCCAUCCUGCCAGAAAGAGAGAACCGGGAGGAAGAUGACGAGGAAAUCGUCGAGGAGAAAACCCUGCAGUGAUGACAACAGCCCGGAGAGAGACGGACCAUCAAGCAAGAGCAGGAAGACAGAAAUCAUCCAGACAGAAGAAAAGUUCACUCAAACACAGAUGUCUCUACCGGUGAAGAAGAGCGACGCAAGAGAGGCUCCGAUCGUGGCUCCGUCCUGUGCGGCCUCUGGAUUAAGAAAGCAAGUCAAGGUGUCACCGGAGAACAAGACAAUUAAAAGUGAUGAGUCUGAAGUGGCAGGAAUAAAACCCGGGAGAAAGCGGACGUGGGACACUUACUUAGCGUCCCACAUCGAGUUAAAAAAGCAAGUCAAGGAGUCACCAGAGUUCAAGAAAAGGAAAACCGAUGAAUCUGAGGCUAAGAUAAAUCCCGGGAGAAAGCGGACGUGGGACACUUACUUAGCGUCCCACAUCGAGUUAAAAUCUGAAAGCAGCGGCUCUCCGGAGAGGAAGAAGAGGAAGAUGAGUCUAGAUGAGGAGGAGAUAAAAACACAAAGCUCGUCUCUGAGCACCAGGAAGAGAAAGCGACCCCCUGGGGAGCCCCCAGAGGGGAAGGAGGAGCCGAGGUGUGUCAAGAAAAGGAGAUAUUAAAGGGGGAGAGCGCCAAGCCCGAUGGUUUCGAGCGGCAAAACUACGGGCGGGGGCGCUGAAACAAUGGGGGAGAGCGGCAAGACUACGGGGGAGAGCGGCAAGACUACAAGGGAGAGGGCAGAAGGAUGACAUGGGAGAGUGCCAGCGACAAUGGGUGAGAGGGCCAAAGUCAGACAGGUAAGAGUGCAGAAAGAACGACGGGUGGGAGCUCAGACAACAACGGGUGAGUACCGAUGUCAGAACAGAAGGACGAUGGGGGAGAGUGCCAGCGACAAUGGGUGAGGGCCAAAGUCAGACAGGUAAGAGUGCAGAAAGAAC
Molecule: messenger RNA, 2409 nt
Organism: Eleginops maclovinus (Patagonian blennie)
Lineage: Eukaryota; Metazoa; Chordata; Actinopteri; Perciformes; Eleginopidae
Product: homeodomain-interacting protein kinase 1-like
Exons: 15
Coding region: 1-2091 (696 amino acids)
Biological process (GO): peptidyl-threonine phosphorylation; peptidyl-serine phosphorylation
Cellular component (GO): cytoplasm; nucleus
Molecular function (GO): protein tyrosine kinase activity; protein serine/threonine kinase activity; ATP binding
Source: RefSeq, a predicted model, not a curated record